GGCUGGUGAGCUGACGGACGCAGUUGGACGCAGCUCGGGAUUGGAGGCAGCCACGUUACCACGGCAUUUCGCAGUCGCACUCGCAUUCGGAUUCGGAUUCGCAUUCCGCAUUCGCAGUCGCGAACGACAUGGAUUUGGAGAUAGACACGGACAUGGAAAUGGAUAUCGACAUGGACAUGGAACUGUGAAGCGGACCCAGUUAUAAUAACAACAACAAAAUUCGCCUCAUCUUCAUAGCCAUCCGGAAUCCGGGAAUCAGCUCUCUCCAAGAUCCUCUUACGCUCAAGAUUUCUCUUCAUUUAACCCACAACCGGCUACGUUUCCACGUUUAACGGAUCUCUGCCAUGGGGCAGGAGGUACUUGAGCUCCGGGCAUUCCCUGCAUGCACUGCCAGCAUGUGCACCAUCACCCCGAUCUCGGUCUCGGUCUCGAUCACGAACCCGAUCUCAAACUCUCACUCGAUCUCUCUGCUACGCUCGCCACGCUUCGCCGUGUGAGCUUCCGCCGGAAUCGGCCAAAGGGUGGCGGCGCAGUCGGAAAAUGAGCGCUUGCGAGACGGCGUCCGCUGGCGAGGAUGCCGGAGGCGGUGGAGCUGGUCCCUCCAAGUCCGAGGACGGCCAGCCGCCGGAGGAGAAGCUGGAGAAGCAACAAAAGCAGGAGAAACAAAAGCAGCCGGAAAAACAGAAUGGAAAACGCGAAGGGGAAAGCCUCACACCGCCGGAGGAAAACCGUUCCAAGAUUGAGGCCAAUCGGAGUUCGGUGCUAGUGGACACCAGUGGUGCUGCCCCGUCGCUGGACGCUUUGGUGGCCUGCAAGGAUGCCCUCCUGGCCCAGAAGCUCUUCGCCAGCGGUGGCGCCACACCAGGACCCUCAUCCUCCACCGUCGGAAUGGCAGGUGGGGUUAGUAUCGGAGUGGCAGCUGCAGCCAGUGGUAAGCUUAAGGAACCCAUGCGCGUAGGCUUCUACGACAUCGAACGGACCAUCGGCAAGGGUAACUUUGCGGUCGUGAAGCUGGCCAGGCACAGGAUCACCAAGAACGAGGUGGCCAUCAAGAUCAUCGACAAAUCCCAACUAGACCAGACAAAUCUCCAGAAGGUCUACCGCGAGGUGGAGAUCAUGAAGCGACUGAAACAUCCCCACAUCAUCAAGCUCUACCAAGUCAUGGAGACCAAAAACAUGAUCUAUAUCGUCUCGGAGUAUGCCAGUCAAGGCGAAAUUUUUGAUUACAUCGCCAAGUAUGGUCGCAUGUCCGAGUCGGCGGCCCGCUACAAGUUCUGGCAAAUCAUCUCGGCGGUGGAGUACUGUCACAAGAAGGGCAUCGUCCAUCGGGAUCUCAAGGCGGAGAACCUGCUCCUCGACAUGAACAUGAACAUCAAGAUAGCGGACUUUGGUUUCUCCAAUCACUUCAAGCCCGGCGAGCUUCUCGCCACGUGGUGCGGCUCCCCGCCCUACGCCGCUCCCGAGGUCUUCGAGGGCAAGCAGUACACGGGUCCGGAGAUUGAUAUUUGGUCCCUGGGCGUAGUCCUGUAUGUCCUGGUGUGCGGCGCCCUGCCCUUUGAUGGCUCCACGCUGCAGAGUCUGCGGGAUCGAGUGCUGUCCGGCCGCUUCCGGAUACCGUUCUUCAUGAGCUCCGAGUGCGAGCACCUGAUCCGUCGGAUGCUGGUCCUGGAGCCGACACGGCGCUACACCAUCGAGCAGAUUAAGCGGCAUCGCUGGAUGUGCCCGGAGCUGCUGGAGCACGUCCUGAUAGCCAAGUACAACCUGGGAGCGGACCGGCAGUCCAGCCUGGAGCCCAGCGAGGACAUCCUGCGGAUAAUGGCGGAGUAUGUGGGUAUCGGUCCGGACAAGACGAGGGCGAGUCUGAAGAAGAACACCUACGACCACGUGGCGGCCAUUUAUCUGCUCCUGCAGGAUCGGGUUAGCCACAAGAAAGAGCAGAGCAAUGGAGCUGGAUCGGGGUCUGGAUCCACUUCCUCCUCGGCAUCUGCAUCGGCCUCUGGUUCCGCCUCCGCUUCGGCUGCCAGUCGCAUGCUCUAUAAGAGCUCCAAGCAGGAACCACAAAACCAAUCCAAGACAAUAUCCACCAGCUCGAUCCUGGCCAAGGAUCAGGCUCACAAAAGACUUAACCGCCACCAGACGGCGGUGCUGAUGAGUGAAAGAUCCGGAGCUCUGGAUCCGGCAACAGCGGCAGCCUACUUUGCCAAAUACGGAGGACUACCUCUGCCCCUGCCCCACGCCCACGCCCAUCUGGCCGGGUAUCUGAACGGAGCAGCGCCUGGCGGGGACUUGGAGUCAAUGGUUGGCGCCGGCGGAAUACCUCUUCCCAUGCGAUACACUCCCCUGCCGGCAGCUGCCUCGCCCGCUCCCUCCAGCUGCUCCACAUCCGCGGGCACUGGAUCCUCCCGGAUGGGACGACACAGUCUGAGUUCCAGUUCGCCGCGAAGCCAUCGGCCGGUGGCCAUUUCCCUGAGCAUCGAUCAGAAUCCCUCGCUGGCCAACAUGCGCUGCCGAGAGAUGAUGGAUGGCAGUGGCGGAGGAGGACCUGGCAUCCCACUGGUUUCCAAGCAACUGCAUCAGACCAUCAGCGAGUACAUCAUCAAGCAGAGCACCGAGGAUUGCCGUCAACUAUUGCAACAGUCAACGGCCAUCGCUGAAGGCAAAGAUGAACCUCCACUAAAGCCGGAGACUACCCCCACAUCCAGUGCCGUAGGACUAGGAUCAGCGUCAGGCUCUGUGUCCGGCGGAGUAGGUCCUGGUUCCUGUCCAAGUGAACCCGGCAGCAAGACAAUAAAAGCCAUGUCCAGUUCCAGCAGCUUCGACUCCACCGCCAAUCUGGGCCAGAGUUUCCGCUACAAGAUGUCCGCGGAGGCCACCAAACUGUUCCAGACUCUUCAGGAGAGUCCUCUCCCUGUUGAGCAACGGAGUAGACGUCGUGGGCACCUGCCCAGCACCAAUGGCAGUGGCGGAGACUCCGGCCAGGAGAUGAACGAAUCGAAGACGAACGGAGACAGUCGCUAUGAGAAGAAGGUCCUGGCCCAAGGAAGCUCCAGCACGGAUGAGGGCUGCGAGACAGAUCAGGGAAAUGAUCCAGCCUCGGGUUCCCAGGACGCAAAGGGUUGCAAGGGUCAGGAGGAAGGAGCUGGAGCUAGAGGAGGAGGGGCUGGAGACGGAACUGGAGGCGUUGGCAACUCCAAUGGUGGGCCCAGCGGCUCCCACUCCAGCAGUGAUCUGACCCACCUAGCUGGAGCCACUGCCUCCGGCCAGAGCCAUCGGAUGCGGUCGUAUGCGAGCAGCAGCAGCUCCAGCGGAGUCCUUGCCGGCAGCGCGGGCAGCUACUCCAAGUCCUUGAGCCAGAAUCUAAGCCGCGGCUCCUCGAAGAGCAACUGCAGCGGCCCGUACGACAGUUUGGACUUCGCCCUGCCCUCCGGAAAGGGCAGCCUGCCCUCCUGCAUGGGCUCCAGCUCCAUGCUGGCCACGCCCACGCCGGCCUCCGCCUCACCGGCGGCCAUGUCCUCGGAACACUCCUCGGAGAGAUCCCUCUACGGCAGUCACAACUCCUGCAUCCACAUGCCGGGUGCCCUGGCCCUGGGAUUGGGCCUGACUCCCAGCUCCACAUCGACGCCGACUCCAAAUCCCACACCUCCGCCUCCACCGAAUGGAGCAGGAGGAGGAGGAGCGAGUGCACCCUUCCUGGACAAGCGCUCACCCAUACACUUCCGGGAGGGACGGCGAGCCAGCGAUGGGCUAGUGGCCCAGGGUCUCCUCAGCUCCGGAUCUCUGCUGGGCACCAGCCGGGUCUACGGAAGCUAUCGCCACGAGCAGGCCAGGCGGCAUGGGUGGCUGGAGAUCCAGCAGCUGCAGCAGGAGGCCGCCCACGUCCACGGGCAUGGUCACGGACACGUCCACGGACAUCCCCAUCACCCCAAUCAUCCAUCACACCAUCCGGCUGCUUACGGGCUGGAGGAACUCUGUCAAUUCCCAAAUGGUCAAUUCUAUGCCUUGCCCAGCAAACACCAUCCGCUGCUGACUCUGCCGCAUGCGCAUCAUCAGUCCCAUCCGCAUCAUCACAAUCCUCUCCAGGCCCAGCAGCAUCAUCCUCUGUAUCAUCCACCGCUAAUGCUGGAAACAGCAGCCGCGGCAGCUGCAGCAGCUGGCGGGGAUCUGUACGGACACGGAUGCUAUGCCCCGCCGCCGCCCCCACCCGGUCUCUAUCCCCAUCAUCCUCUGGGUGUGGGCGUUGGCGUGGGGGUGGGCGUGGCCAUGCCCAUGUCACCGAUGCAGAAGCCGCCACUGCAACAGCAACUCCUGCAACAUCGUCUGCUGCAGCAGAAGCGUCAAUUGUUCCAGAAACAGUACGCCCUGGAGGCCCAGUUGGCCGGAAGGCAUCACCAUCAUCAUCAUCCGCAGGCGCCGCCACAUCCGCAACAGCAGCAGCUCCACCAUCAGCAUCACUUUGGGCAUCCGCCGCCCAGCCAACCGCCACCGGCGCCGGCCCCGGAAUCCCAUCUGGCCGAGGAGCUCUACGAACUGGCGCUGCUGGAGCGUCCGAGGAGUGGGACACCCAGACUACAGCACUCGAUGACGAUGCCGGGAACACACGCCUUCAGCCAGAUGAACCUGAAGACCACCUACAUCAGUCAGUCGGAGCAGAUGCCGAACGGAGGGGCUGGCGGCGGAGCCGUAGGCGGUGGUGGCGGAGUAUCCGGCGGUGGAGGCACCACUGGCGCAUCCACUGCACCGCCGUCCACAACCCCGGGCACACCCACGGCGGUCAAGUGCAAGCCAGUGGCCAGUCUGGAUGGUGACUACCAUACAUCCACGCCAGUGCUCAGCCUUUUUGCGCCCAACUGGCAGUCGCUGGUGAAGCCGCUCAGCGAGAGUCCCAUCCUGGAGCUGUCCGAGCAUCUGGAGUCUGGCUAGGAGGCUGGAGGCUGGAGGCUGAAGGAAGAUCCUAAUCCGAGAACUAUUUUAUUAAGAGCUCGCAAUCGCAAUUAUGAAUUAUUUGAUCUUUAUACGAUACGAUAUACACUUAUACAUACAUAUAUACAACUAGCAGGUACACUCAGAGAAUUUUUCAGAAGAAAUUUCAUCAAAUUCUAUUUAAAGA
Messenger RNA from Drosophila bipectinata, 5107 nucleotides. It is a transcript of the gene Sik2, whose product is annotated as Salt-inducible kinase 2. Gene Ontology annotation, biological process: protein phosphorylation; intracellular signal transduction. The record is from RefSeq and is a predicted model, not a curated record. Lineage: Eukaryota; Metazoa; Arthropoda; Insecta; Diptera; Drosophilidae. Gene Ontology annotation, molecular function: ATP binding; protein serine/threonine kinase activity. Gene Ontology annotation, cellular component: cytoplasm.